UUACCCAGCGUUCCCUACGAUACUGUAAAAUGGCGGCGAAUGCAAGCACAAACACAGCUGUCUUUGACUGUCCGUCAUGGGCAGGAAAGCCUCCACCUGGACUCCAUCUGGAUGUGGUUAAAGGAGACAAAUUAGUAGAGAAACUGAUCAUUGACGAGAAGAAGUUUUAUCUGUUUGGGAGGAACCCAGACCAAUGUGACUUCACGAUAGACCACCAGUCCUGCUCACGGGUCCAUGCGGCACUGGUCUAUCACAGACAUCUGAAGAGGGUCUUUCUUAUUGACCUCAACAGCACCCAUGGCACAUUUCUGGGCAGAAUCCGCCUCGAACCUCACAAACCUCAGCAGGUGCCGAUUGACUCGACUAUGUCUUUCGGUGCGUCCACAAGAGUGUACACGCUGAGAGAGAAGCCCCAAACACAGAGCAGCUCAACUACAGGAGACAGUAAAGGACUGGAGGAUGAAGAACUUAAGGGAUUGCUUGGCCUUCCAGAAGAAGAGACGGAGUUGGAGAACCUGACUGAGUUCAACACGGCUCAUAACAAACGCAUUUCCACACUCACCAUUGAGGAGGGAAACCUGGAGAUCCAGAGACCAAAGAGGAAGAGGAGGAGCUCACGAGUGUCCUUCAGCGAGGAGGAGGAAAUCAUAAACCCAGAGGAUGUUGACCCCUCCGUUGGACGCUUCAGAAACAUGGUGCAGACAGCUGUGGUCCCCAUUAAGAAGAAGAAAUACGAAGGCCACGGCACAUUGGGAUUGGACGACAGCAUAGCUCGCCGAUUACAGAACUUCCCCCUCAGUGCUGGGCUCUACGGCGACCUGCCACCCACCAGCCACGAUUUUGGAGGCCAGGGGGGCGGCGGCCAGGGAGGCGGGUCAUCUGCAAUCCUUGCCGGUAUGCCUCUACCCUUCCCCAACCCCGCCCCAGAGAUCGAUCUCACACCCACCACUGUGCAGCCCCCUGCUAUGCUGAACCCCACACCUGCGCCAGGACCCUUUAUGGCCGAGCCCCUGAACGAGCCACGCAAGAAAAAAUAUGCAAAGGAGGCGUGGCCUGGCAAAAAACCCACCCCCUCCCUGCUGAUCUAACAUGCAGGACUUCUCGUUUUACAGUGACACAUAAGACUUUGAUGCUUACGUUUACAAGCGUCUGCACGUUUGGACCACAUUUUCAGGUUAUCGGUUCCAAACUCUACAGAUUUUUACAAAUUUACACGCUUCAAAUGCAGAAUGUUACCUGUUGCAAGGCAUUACCACAAGGAUUAUACAUUUUGGGAAUCUGAGGCGUUACCGUGUAGACACACUAUAAACUGGUACUAUCAGCCUGAACUCAUGAAAACAUGGUUGGCAAAGAAUUCUUUCAUAGAAAAAUAUUUAAUUGUUAUUAUUAGGACCUGUAAUUACAUUUUUGGUUUUUUUUGCAAUGACAUUCUCAUAAGAAUUGAGGACAUUUCCCAACACAAAUUCUCAUAACAUCAUUAACAUAAUCUUUCUCAUUCUAGAAUAUUUUCUUUAAACUUUGGGAAGGCAUAUGGCUCUGCAUGUUUCAGGCUUUUUCAGAUAUUUCUGAUGAACACUUAGAUUCACAACGCUUAUACCACAUACAACAAAUAUUGGAUAAAUGCAUUGUUAUAUCAGAGAUACAAGCUGACAGCUGCUGUUUCUGUUGGCCAUAAGGUAACCAGCGAUGGGAUUUUAACAAGAACAUCUAUUUAAAACCUUGUUUUGUGUUGGACAGAAGUGCCAUCGUAUCACUGUUCAA
Molecule: messenger RNA, 1761 nt
Organism: Paramisgurnus dabryanus
Lineage: Eukaryota; Metazoa; Chordata; Actinopteri; Cypriniformes; Cobitidae
Gene: ppp1r8a
Product: protein phosphatase 1, regulatory subunit 8a
Molecular function (GO): protein binding
Source: RefSeq, a predicted model, not a curated record